AUGCAGACGCCUUUGAAUGAGACUUCGAGGGCAAAGGACUACAUUCAACCUACCUCCACAGUUACAGCUGUCGUCACGGCUUCCUCAGAGCAAAAUGCACCUCCCGCCUACAAACCUCCGACUCAGAGUCGGAAGGCACCGUCUCUCUCCAUGCGAACACCAAUGUUGCAAAAGUUUCGAAAAGCUCCGCCCCCACCUCCACCUACCUCGAUAAUUCGUGAUGAAGGAGAAUUUGCCAAAUCCACCACCGCCAUUCACUUCUCCUCCUCUCUGGACGCGGGGAAUUUAGAGGCGGGGCUCAGUGAAUACCUCAUCAAGUCGCCUCCAACCUACUCCACUGCCAGAAGUACUUCCACCGGCUCUGGUGAGUUAGCAAAGACGUUGAAUUUUAGGGGAUGCACGUAG
Messenger RNA from Hydatigera taeniaeformis, 405 nucleotides. The record is from the annotation of a GenBank genome assembly. Lineage: Eukaryota; Metazoa; Platyhelminthes; Cestoda; Cyclophyllidea; Taeniidae.